CUAUAACAAAAAAAACUCAUUUUUGAGUCUUUUAAUAGAAAAACAAAGAAACAAAUAAAUCCUCCUUUUUGUUAGUUGAAGACACAUACACACACCGUGUACUCUGCCACUCUCCUUUAUCUUUCUAAAGUGCUGAAAUCAGGCGCCAGUUAGCUUGAGAAACAUAGCGUCCGCCGGCGGCGAAAAUAGAGCUAUUCCGACAUGGGUUGUACGGCCUCAAAGUUAGGUAACGAGGACUCAGUCCGCCGUUGCAAGGAACGCCGCCGUCUCAUGAAAGAAGCCGUCUACGCCCGCCACCACCUCGCCGCUGCCCACUUUGACUACUGCCGUUCCCUAAAAAUCACCGGAUCCGCACUCGCUAACUUCGCAGCUGGAGAACCCCUCUCCGUCGCUGAUCAGACACCUGCGGUUCUCCUCCCCACUCGUUCCUCUUCCUCCACAACGACCACCGUCAAACCCCCUUCGUUUCAUUCAUACGAGACACCAACACCGCCGCCGCCGGUUCCCCGAUCUCCCUCUGUUGCAAGCUCCAAGCUCCCACCGAUUCUCUCCGCAGCCCCAAGCCGUACCGCCUCCCUCAACCACCAUCAACGACGGCAUAAACCCUCCGUCAAACUCCCUCACAUUCUCUCUGAAUCAAGCGAAGCGUCUACUUCUCCUCCUCCCAAAUCUUUCAACCAUCCUCCUCGUGAAAACCCCCAAAAUAAUUAUGGUUACAAUCCAGAUAAAUACACGUACAAUGCGCAAGCUAAUUAUGCGUCCACUCCGUCACAAGCUUCCUCCGUCUGGAAUUGGGAAAAUUUCUACCCUCCAUCACCGCCCGAUUCCGAAUACUUCAAUCAACGGCAACCAAAUUUCGACACCGAUGACGACAAAUCCUCAAUCUAUUCGAGUAAGGCGUCAAUCUAUUCGGGUUACAAAGAGCAAGGGCAUCGGGAAAACAAUGAAGACAAGCGUUCAAUUUAUUCGAAUUACUCACAAAAGAAUCAUCAUCAUCCGAAAAUCCAAACUCAUCAACAACAUGAUGACGAUUACCAUCGCCACCAUCUCGAAACGGAAGAUGAUGGUGAGAGAGAGGAGAGAGAAGAGGUGCAAUGUAGCGAAUGGGGAGAUCAUUACAGCACCACCAGCUCCACUUCCGAUGAUGACGAUGAAGAAAUCGAUAGAGAUUCCAGAUCCGAGAUGGAGAGUCGCUCCAAUUUCGGAUCCUCAGUCCAUAACGAGUCGGUGGCUCCACCACCUUCCGCCUUCACCUCCGCCCCCAAAUCGAAGUUCUCAACAAUGAGUAAAUCCGAAAAGUCCGAAGAUGCUGGGUCAUCAUCGGCAAGCUGGAAAACCGGUCACUAUGAUGAUAAUUCCGAUAUGAGAAUGGUGGUUAGGCACCGUGAUUUAGCGGAAAUCGUCGCUUCUAUCAAAGAAUACUUCGAUAAGGCAGCCGACGCCGGUGAACAAGUCUCCGAGAUGCUGGAAACCGGAAGAGCCCAGCUCGACCGGAGUUUUCGGCAAAUGAAAAAAACUGUGUAUCAUUCAAGUGGGGUGUUGAGUAAUUUGAGUUCAAGCUGGACAUCGAAGCCACCAUUGGCAGUUAAGUACCGGUUUGAGCCCGGUUCAAUUGGUGAACCGGGAGGAUCAAAGAGUCUCUGUUCAACUCUGGAUCGGCUCUUGGCUUGGGAGAUGAAACUCUACCAAGAAGUAAAGGCAAGAGAAGGAGUGAAAAUCGAGCAUGACAGGAAGCUUUCUUCACUACAAAGCCAAGAGUACAAAGGAGAAGAUGAAGGCAAAUUGAAUAAAACAAAGGCAUCGAUAACAAAGCUGCAGUCAUUGAUAGUGGUUACCUCUCAGGCUGUUUCCACCACUUCUACUGCUAUUGUGGGCCUACGAGAUGCUGGGCUGGUCCCACAGCUUGUUGAACUUUGUCAUGGGUUUAUGUACAUGUGGCGAUCCAUGAACCAAUGCCAUGAAUACCAAAACCACGUUGUCCAACAAGUGCGUGGACUAGUCAACCGGUCAACGAAAGGCGAGUCAACUUCCGACCUCCACCGCCAGUCAACUCGUGACCUGGAAGCCGCGGUGUCCGCCUGGCACACCAGUUUCUGCCGCCUCAUAAAAUUCCAAAGAGACUUCAUCAAAUCCCUUCACGCGUGGUUCAAACUCACUCUCCUCCCCAUCAACACAGAAGAAUCCAACACCUCACAAUCAUCCGAUGUUUACCUGGUUUUUGAUGAAUGGAAACUAGCCCUUGAUCGAUUACCCGACACAGUUGCGUCUGAAGCCAUUAAGAGCUUCAUAAAUGUCGUCCACUCGAUUUCGAUGAAACAAUCAGAAGAAAUGAAAGUGAAAAAACGAACAGAAUCAGCAUCAAAAGAGCUUGAGAAAAAAGCAUCGUCUUUGAGAAACAUAGAGAAGAAGUACUACCAUUCUUACUCGAUGGUCGGGCUCGGGCUCCCGGGAAGCGGGCAGGACAACGGGCAGGGUUUGGACGCGCGGGACCCGCUUUCCGAGAAAAAGACGGAGCUCGUGGCGUGUCAGAGACGGGUGGAGGACGAAAUGGUCAGACACUCGAAGGCGGUUGAGGUUACAAGAGCUAUGACUUUAAACAACAUUCAAACGGGUUUACCGGGUGUUUUUCAAGCUAUGACAAGCUUUUCUGGGUUGAUAAUGGAGGCGCUUGAGAUUGUUUGCAACAAAUCAUAUGCGAUUAAGUAGAUUAUGAUGGAUAGAUUUAUAUAUGUUUAUGUUGUGAUGUUUUUGGGAAGAGAGGGAGUGGGUAGGGAUUUGAAGUUUUGAUGUCAUAAAGUGUAGAUAUAAAAGAGG
Molecule: messenger RNA, 2814 nt
Organism: Lactuca saligna
Lineage: Eukaryota; Viridiplantae; Streptophyta; Magnoliopsida; Asterales; Asteraceae
Source: the annotation of a GenBank genome assembly